GCUCUCUUACGCACAAAACAGCUCACGAUUGUCACUUUUGUAACCUGGUUUCAUAUUUAUUUCCAAUUAUAUCCUCCCAGAAAACUUUUACAUCGAAAACCCGCUAGCGGAAGUUUGUGCGACUAUAUAAACGCUUGAGUCGGAGGUUUGGAGGGCGGCGUUUGCAUGGUCUCGUUAGACAAAAUACAAGGCUGCUUUUCUCCAGUAAAACCGCUUCGAUUCUACGUCUCCUCACACAAGAACACAGAGCCAUUCUCUUGUCCAGGAGUGCCUCUUCAAUUUUGGGGGGUUUGGCUGUCGGCAAUUUUUUUGUCGUUUCGCUGGGGCGGCUUCACACGACUUGUCCAAGUCGUUUGUUUGUUUGUUUAUUUGUAAUAUGGCUCAGCAUGGAAAUCCUGUGGCCAGUUCCCAGAAAGCACUCAUGCUGGAGAUGAAAAGUCUCCAGGACGAGCCCGUGGAAGGCUUCAAAAUCACUCUGGUGAACGAGUCGGACAUGUACAACUGGGAAGUGGCGAUAUUUGGUCCGCCGAAUACGCACUACGAGGGCGGUUAUUUUAAGGCCCUGCUCAAAUUCCCCGUGGACUAUCCCUACUCGCCGCCGUCUUUCCGCUUCCUCACCAAAAUGUGGCAUCCCAACAUUUACGAGAACGGCGAAGUGUGCAUUUCGAUCCUGCACCCGCCGGUGGACGACCCCCAUAGCGGCGAGCUGCCUUCAGAGCGGUGGAACCCCACGCAGAAUGUCAGGACCAUCCUGCUCAGCGUCAUCUCCCUGCUCAACGAGCCCAACACCUUCUCCCCCGCCAACGUGGAUGCCUCCGUCAUGUACCGCAGGUGGAGGGAAAGCAAGGGUGAGGACCAGGAGUACAUUGAGAUCAUCAGGAAGCAGGUGCAGGCCACCAAAAGCGAAGCGGAUUUGGAUGGCGUCAAGGUUCCCGUCACACUGGAGGAGUACUGCAUUCGCACCAAAGUGCCGCCCACGGAUGACGGCUCCAACCUGCUUUACGACGACGACGACUUUGACAAUAACUUGGACGAAAACGGCAUGGAGUACAGGAACUUCACGGACGACGGCUCCAAUCUGCUUUACGACGACGAUGACGACUUCAAUUAUAACUCUGCCGACGAAGGCAUGGCAGACAACUACCAGGACAUUCGCUCUAACUCGCAAGACAACUUCACAGAAGAUGAAUUUGAUUAUUGAGGUCGUUCUCUUUCCUUUUGUUUUGGGGAUGCAUCAGUGGAGUUUAAAGCUUUUUUUUUUUUUUAAUCUUGCCAUAUCAAGUGAAACACAAACUAUGAUACGAUUGAGCCAAUUGUAAUUGUGUGUCAGAAGCCCUGCCAUGUUUUGGAGCAAAAUCCCUCCCUCGUUCCUUUGACAAGAUGGCGGCCGUCCGUGUUAUCCUUGGAAGCUGUUCGUAUUUGGAGCAAACGUCUGGCGGACGCUUUCAUGGCAGCGUCUUCCGGCACAUUCUCGCUGUGACGUAUUGUCCUUUUUCUAAAAUUGCCAAGCUUACUAAAAAAACAAAUAUGCACAACACAAAUAUGAUGUGACUGUUGGAUGAGCAAUAGCAUACUAUUUGAGCAACGUACUUAGGGAAACACUGAUGUUUCUUUUGUUGUUUUUGGGUAUUUUUAAAGAGGGGUUUUGCUAUUUCAGUGCAAUUUUUUUCCGGUUUGGUGUUUUGACUCGUUUUCUUUUUCUGUGACCAUCCCAUUGAGCACCGACACCAAGCUCGAACAAAAAAUUGAUUAACAGCGUCUGCUAUUUAAUGUGUUAAUUCAAAUAGCCUAAAAAAAUGCAAAUUUAUUCAAUGGGCAUUGAAACAACUGGGUGGGGGGUCAAGACAUUCUUCUGGCUCACUUUCAAUCUUGCUGGACCUUUACAAUCUACCCGGAUAUUCACGCGGAUAGUUUUGAUUAUUUUUUUCUUAUAGUUUGUGUACUUAAAAAACAAAUAAAGAUCUUUAUUAGGGUUCA
Molecule: messenger RNA, 1977 nt
Organism: Hippocampus comes (tiger tail seahorse)
Lineage: Eukaryota; Metazoa; Chordata; Actinopteri; Syngnathiformes; Syngnathidae
Gene: cdc34a
Product: cell division cycle 34 homolog (S. cerevisiae) a
Exons: 5
Coding region: 377-1201 (274 amino acids)
Source: RefSeq, a predicted model, not a curated record